AAAUUAGAGAUACUUUUGAGGAAUUGAGCGUGCCCUAACAAGCUCCUUGCAAGUUGCAGGUGGGGACAAAAGUGUGCGUUAAGGCAUCUUGUUUUCCUUUCUCUUGCAAGAGAGGUUGUUUCUCAUUGGUUUACUCUAAAGAUUGGGAUCAUCAUGUGGGGGCCCUAAAAUCUAGUUGGCAAAGGAUUAUAUAUAUAUAUCUCUGUAUCUGCAAGUGCGUACUAGAAAAUGGAGACAGUAGUUAUGACAAGCUUAUGGUUUCUGUUGUUUCUGUCAAUGACAGUCGUUGACAUCAGAGGGGAUGAUGAGAGAAAUGGCACCACUGCUCAAGUUAAUGCCACUUCCCUAAAUCUUCCUCAAGAGAAUAAUAACAAUGUACAAGGAAGUCAUAACAAGAUCUCUAAUUACACUGAAGUUGUGCUCAAUAACGAUAAAAGAUACGGUGGGUAUUAUAGAAGAGGGGGAGGGGGUGGGGGUGGAGGUGGAGGCAGCUAUGGAUGGGGAUGGGGGGGUGGGGGAGGGGGUGGGGGUGGAGGAGGAGGAGGAGGAGGAGGGGGAGGGGGAGGUGGAGGUGGAUGGGGAUGGGGAGGAGGAGGUGGUGGUUGGUAUAAAUGGGGAUGUGGGAAAGGGAAGGGAGGAGGAGGAGGUGGUGGUGGAAGAGGGAGGAGAGGCAUGAAUAAUAUGCAUAUGCAUAGGAAGAGAGAAGUGGAGAAAUUAGAGUACAAGAUAGGAGAGUACGCACAAUGCAUGGGAGAAGGAAGAUGUAAAUGGAUGAGAUUAGAUUGCCCUCUGCACUGUGGAGGACCUUGUUUUUAUGAUUGCCAACAUAUGUGCAAGGCUCACUGUCGACGUUCUUGAUUAAUCCUCUCCCUUUUCUAACACCAUAUUCAUUCCUUACAACCUUUCUUUCUUUUAAUCUUCUUGUUUUUCCUGGUUUUGUUGGACUUAGGUCGAGUUUUAGUUUUGGCACUCUAAUUUAGGUUAUAUGUUUUUUUAAUAUUAUUAUUUUCCUUUUGCAUGAUGAUGAUGAUGAUUAUCGUUGUCUUUCGUAGUAUUAGUAACUCUUAAUAAGAGUUGCAAUUUAAUGACUGUUUCUCACAUGUGGGCUCGUUUUAUAUAUUUUUGGCUUCUAGAACUAUAAUUCAAUCUAUUUUU
Messenger RNA from Ricinus communis (castor bean), 1155 nucleotides. Its product is annotated as glycine-rich RNA-binding protein 2. Lineage: Eukaryota; Viridiplantae; Streptophyta; Magnoliopsida; Malpighiales; Euphorbiaceae. The record is from RefSeq and is a predicted model, not a curated record. Bases 229 to 858 code for a protein of 209 amino acids. The transcript has 2 exons.